Colletotrichum spaethianum is the source of this 615-nucleotide messenger RNA. Its product is annotated as protein PRY2. Gene Ontology annotation, cellular component: extracellular region. Lineage: Eukaryota; Fungi; Ascomycota; Sordariomycetes; Glomerellales; Glomerellaceae. Bases 1 to 615 code for a protein of 204 amino acids. The record is from RefSeq and is a predicted model, not a curated record. The transcript has a single exon.
AUGCAUCUCACCAACAGUGCCUCCCUCUUUCUCGCCACUCAGCUCACAUUGGCCCAGACGGUGGUAACAAUCACAGAAGGUUCGCCGAGCCCAACCGCAGAGCCGGAAUGGACAUCGGACGACACCUUCACAUCAGCGGUCCUCAACAGCACAAACUCUUAUCGCAACGAGCAUAAUGCUUCUGACGUGACCUGGAACAACACCCUUGCCGAUUUCGCGACUGAUUACCUAGACGACAUGCCGGGCGACAGCUGCAAUUUUGGGCACUCUGGCGGACCCUACAGCGAGAACCUGGCCAAGGGGUACCCCAGCACAACGCUGAGCAUCGAGGCGUGGGGCGAAGAGCGCGAUGAUUACGAUUUCGAUACGGGAGAGUUCGACGAGCGUACCGGCCAUUUUACGCAGCUCGUGUGGAAGAACACCAGUGAUGUCGGUUGUGGGCGCAAACUGUGUGGCGACAGGCAGUGGUACCUGGUUUGUGAAUACUGGCCGAGGGGCAAUGUCGUCGGCCAGUUUGUAGGGCAGGUGCAAGAAGAGGCACUCGGGGUGAUAAAUACUCCUGGACUGGGACUCAGUAUUGUUGGAAUCGUGUCAUUUUGGAUAUUGGCUUCAUGA